AAUGGAAUAAUAAAUGGAAUAAAAUAGAAUGGUAAGUGGAGUAAAUUGUUGGAUUUGGAGGAUAAUAUCUCAUUAUCCCGACAAACUACACAUUCCCAGCCAUUACUCACUAAUUACUAUAUUAUAAUUAUUAAUAAAGUUAGUAUAAUUAUUGUUAAUACAAUUGUGUGAAUAUGGAAGAGUAUGAGUAUGAUGUGGUAAUAUAUGGAACGGGGCUGGUGAAUUGUUUAAUUGGUUCCAUAUUAACCAAGAAUAAUAUUAAAGUGUUACAUGUAGAUAAGUUUUCAGAUUACGGGAAUCACUUCAGAUCACUCAAUCUCACUCAAUUCCUCAAACUUUCCCAUCCCUCUCAUACCACUCAUACUAUUUAUACUACUACUGAUACAGUUGAUAGUAGUGUAGAAGAUACUGUAGAUGAUGUGGAGAAUGUGGAAGAUGGUGAGAAUGUGGAUAAAGUGGAGAGUACAGAUAAUAGUGCUGUUGGACCUGACACCGUAACGGAAAACCUAAAAUCAAUCCUACCGUAUGUAGAAAAUGAAGAGGACCGUAUAAGAGUAUGGGAAGAGAUGAGAAAUGAGAGUAACAAGUAUAAUAUUGAUGUGUACCCGAAGUUGUUUAUAAAGAAUUCACUAUUUUGCAAAUUCCUCAUUCAAACUAAUCUACACAGAAAUCUACAAUUCUGCACCAAUCACACACAAAACAUACUCUUCACCACUGUUAAUACUCUUAAUAGUACUUUAAAUAGUACUAAUGGAGAUAAUACUGAGGAUACGGGGAAUACGGGGGAUAAAGAUAAUACUAAGGAUAAAGAGGAUACAGGGGAGGAUACGGGGGAGGAUACGAGGGAACGGUGGAAUGAGUUGGUAUAUGAUAAGAAUAGUAUAUUUCGUAGUAAAUAUCUAAGUUUAAUAGAAAAAAGAUUACUAUACAAGUUCUUCACUAUCAUCAACUCUCACACUGAAGAUACUAAGAAUACUAAGGAUAAUACUGUAAAAGAUACUAAGAAUACUGUGGAUAAUACUAAGGAUAAUACUACUGAUACUGUGAAGAAUACUGAGGAUAAUACUAAGAAUAAUGAGGAUAGUGUAGAUGGUGUGGACUGGAUUGCCUAUAUGAGAAGUAAUAAUUUGAAUGAUAAAUUGGUGAAUUUGGUUAAUUAUUGCAUAUUGCUGGAUCGUUCUGUUAAUGUUCAUGAGGGUAUUAGUGGAGUUAAAGAAUAUUUAAAAGUAUUUAAUGAGAAUAAGAACUUUGUGAUUUAUUUUCUAUACGGAAUUGGGAACCUAAUACAGAAUAUCUCACGGCUGUCCUCUCUAUACAACUGCCACUUCAUGCUCAAUCAUACCAUCAAACACCUUAACACCCUUAAUAGUGUUAACACUGUUGAUACUACGGAUAGUGUAAAUACUGUAGAUACUGUAGAGAGUGUGGAGAAUAAGAAGAAAGAUUCUGAGGACAAUAGUACAGCUAGUGGUAGUGUAACUGAUGAAGAAACUACUAACACAGACACUGUGGAUAAUACUACAGAUACAGUGGAUAGAGUUGACGUGGUUAACAGAAGAUUGGAGUUGAUAUUGGAUGAGUAUAGGAUAUAUACGAGAUAUAUAAUUUCAGAGUAUGACAUUCCCAACUGUGUAGAGAAUGACAGUACAGCAGAUAGUUCAGAUGAGAGAGUGAUAAUAGUCUACAUAAUAAGUAAUAAAAAACUACUAAACGAUUUCAAUCUAUGCAUUGUCAUGCCCAAAUCCAAUUCCUACACCGGUAAUACUACCACCACUGAUAAUAUAGAUGACACUGGUAACACUAUGAAUACGGAUAAUACUAUGAAUACAGAUGACACGUAUGGUACAGAAAAGUUGGAUAAUAAGGUAGUGUAUAUAUUACAGGUGUGUAAAGAAACGUGUAAUACUCCGGAUGAUAAAUACCUAAUCUACUUCAUCACUAAGACUAGUGACGGUAGUGAGAUAGUUGUGAAUGCUUUAGUAGAAGAGAUGAUGGAGUUAUAUGUAAGAUUGGGAAAUGACUUAAACACUAUUCUAUACACCACCUACAACACUUUCAACACCCACAAUACCAUACACAUCUUUUCUCCCUGCUCUAACACUACCACUACUAUUGAUACUAGUGUUAAUGAUACUACUGGUGUCACAGAUAUUGGUAGUGUUACGGGUGUUGGAGGUAUUGUGGAAUAUGAGGAGUUGAGGGGUGAUGACAUGAGAAUAUAUAAAUGUAAGUAUAAAAGUGACAAUGUAAUAUUAUUAUCAAAUGAGUUAAACAUCUCACAUCACAUCUCACAGUUCUUUCUAUCACUCUACAAUAAUCACACUGACAACUCUGUUAACACUGGUAACACAAUGGGUACUGUUAACACCAGUAACACAGGAGAUAAUUCUAACACUGUAGAGAAUACUGUGAGUGUAAAUAGUGUGGAUAUGUUGGAGGACUAUUUGAAGUAUAAAGUGGAGGAGGAGGAAGGAUUUGAUAUAAACUGUGAAUUUCUCAAUGACCUAAUUAGUAAAUUCUCAUUCCAGUAAUUUUUCGUUCCAGUAAUUUUUCAUUCCAGUAAUAUCAGAAA
Theileria parva strain Muguga is the source of this 2572-nucleotide messenger RNA. Its product is annotated as GDP dissociation inhibitor family protein. The record is from RefSeq and is a predicted model, not a curated record. Gene Ontology annotation, biological process: small GTPase-mediated signal transduction; vesicle-mediated transport; protein geranylgeranylation. Lineage: Eukaryota; Apicomplexa; Aconoidasida; Piroplasmida; Theileriidae. Gene Ontology annotation, molecular function: GDP-dissociation inhibitor activity. Bases 174 to 2531 code for a protein of 785 amino acids. The transcript has a single exon. Gene Ontology annotation, cellular component: nucleus; Rab-protein geranylgeranyltransferase complex; cytosol.